Trichechus manatus latirostris (Florida manatee) is the source of this 5514-nucleotide messenger RNA. It is a transcript of the gene FRMPD1, whose product is annotated as FERM and PDZ domain containing 1. The record is from RefSeq and is a predicted model, not a curated record. Gene Ontology annotation, cellular component: plasma membrane; cytoskeleton; cell cortex. Lineage: Eukaryota; Metazoa; Chordata; Mammalia; Sirenia; Trichechidae. The transcript has 16 exons. Bases 646 to 5388 code for a protein of 1580 amino acids. Gene Ontology annotation, molecular function: protein binding.
GAUGCUGUGAGGCUUAGCGAGCUAAUGCUGUUGUUACUAACUAACCAAAAAUGACUGGGCAAUACCAGCAGGAGACAAGGUAUUGCUGUAGUUCAGAAUACACCCAUAAAAUGGAUGCAUCUUGAGACCUUCAAGGUCAUCUUCUGUGUUGCACUUGGCGUAGAGGAAAUCAGUUUGCCAAUCAAGGGCCUCUAGAGUUUCCUCUCUCAGCUGGUUUAAAUGGCUGAGAUCUUGAGGGUGAGAAAGGCAUCUGGAGGACUUCUGGGACUGUCGUGCUGAAAGGAGAGAAGCCAGAUUCAUGUUGAGAUAUGAAGCUGCAGUGUCCCGCAUCCAGCAGAUAAGGAGGACCAUGGCCCUGUGUGGAGCGGGGCCUGGGCCACAGAGGGACCAUUCAACUUUGCCCGCAUGGCACAGCGUUCAGUUUUACUUGGGCUUAUUGACGUGCUAUGGGAAGGUCAUUUGAUAUGCACAUUCUUGUGGCUGCAAUCUUGGGAAUGUGGCUUUUUAUCUUUAAAAAUAGCUGUGUGCUGGGAGGCCCAGGAGCAGUGUCCUGGUAUGGAGGGGAGGUGCCAGCACGGGGCUGCUGAGGAAGUGGGGCCAACUUUUUUCCUUGGAGGAGUCCCUUCAGCUCUGCUCGACUGAUAAAUGGAAGAGCUGGAGAGCAGUUUAUUCCAGACACGGAAAGCACACAGAAUAGAACAGAUGGUGGCAAGAUGGCUUCGGCGCUCUCGGGACAGCUCGGCCCGGGCUAAAGUCGCUGCAGCUGAUGUGUCCCCCGGGAACCCAACCCAGACUCUCACCUCUGUGAGGCACACAGUAAAGAUAGACAAAGAUGCCCUCCUCCAGGACUAUGGAUUUCACAUUUCCGAGAGCCUUCCACUCACAGUGGUGGCUGUCACGGCAGGAGGCAACGCUCAUGGCAAGCUUUUCCCUGGUGACCAGAUUCUCCAAAUGAACAACGAGCCUGCUGACGACCUAUCCUGUGAACGAGCAAUUGAUAUUCUAAGGGAAGCUGAAGAUUCUGUUUCAAUCACAGUUGUUCGCUGCAUGUCGGGAGUCCCCAAGUCAUCCUUCCUGACUGAGGAAAAGAGAGCCAGGCUGAAGACCAACCCUGUGAAGGUGCACUUUGCUGAGGAAGUGCUCAUCAGUGGACACAGUCAGGGUAGUUCUCUGCUGUGUAUGCCCAAUGUCCUCAAGGUGUAUUUGGAGAAUGGACAGACGAAAGCUUUCAAGUUUGAGGCAGACACAACAGUGAAGGACAUCAUCCUCACAGUGAAGGAGAAGCUGUCGAUCCGAAGUAUUGAAUACUUUGCGCUGGCCCUGGAAGAGCAGUACAAUGUCUCACGGCUGCACCUGCUGCAUGAGGAGGAACUCAUACAACAGGUGGUAGAAAGGGAAGAGUCACAUGACUACCGCUGCCUCUUCAGGAUGUGUUUUGUUCCCAAGGACCCCCUGGACCUCCUGAAAGAAGACCCUGUGGCCUUUGAAUACCUCUAUCUGCAGAGCUGCAGUGACGUGCUCCAGGAGCGCUUUGCCGUGGAAAUGAAAUGCAGCUCUGCGCUCCGACUUGCAGCCCUGCACAUCCAGGAACGCAUCUAUGCAUGUGCUCAGCCACAGAAGAUCUCUUUGAAGUACAUAGAGAAAGACUGGGGAAUAGAGAACUUUAUAUCUCCAACUUUACUCCGAAACAUGAAAGGCAAAGACAUCAAGAAAGCCAUUAGCUUCCACAUGAAGAGGAACCAGAAUUUGCUGGAACCCCGACAGAAGCAACUUAUUUCUGCUGCCCAGCUACGCUUAAAUUAUCUGCAGAUCCUUGGAGAACUCAAGACAUAUGGUGGGAAAAUCUUUAAUGCUACUUUAAUGUUACAGGAUAGAGAAUCCUACAUUGCCCUACUAGUUGGAGCCAAGUAUGGGAUUAGCCAAAUUAUCAAUAGCAAGCUCAAUAUCAUGUCCACGUUGGCAGAGUUUGCAAAUAUCAGCCGUGUAGAGCUUAUGGAAGAGUCUGAGAAAGUGAGCAUGGUCAAAGUGUAUCUUCAGGACAUCAAGGUUCUGACUUUGCUGCUGGAAUCCAACAGUGCGAAAGACCUAGCCUGCCUGAUUGCUGGGUACUACAGGCUGUUUGUCGACCCAGUUGCCUCCAUUUUCCUCUGGCCUGGAAACAAGCAGCAGGUGCACCGGGUGUCUGCUGAAGAAGGCUAUGAAUCCAGGGCCUGCAGUGACUCAGAGGAGUCCUCUGAAGUGGACUGUGUACUGGAACCUCUCUCCGACAGACGCCUGGUAAAGCUGCUGCCCUGCACACCUCUCAUGAAAGAGGAGGAGCAGGAGCCUCCUGGGGACAGCGCCACCCCUGAGGUGGCCAGGAGAGGCCCAAGCACCUGUGGCUCCAGCAGCAUGACAGACAGUGCCGAGUCCGAGGCGUCUGACUCAGCUAACACUGAGAACCGUGGCUGCAGGACCAGCGGCUCGAGCGAGUCCAUGGAUGCACUAGAAGAAGAUGACUUGGAUGCCUGCUCCUCCAGCAGGUCUGGCUUCUUCCACUUCGGCUCAUCAGGCUUCCCAGAGAGUCUUGAUUCCGACAGCCAAGAGGAGAGAGGCAGGAUCGAAGCCAGUGGCUUCCUCUGUCUCCUGGACCUGGCCCAGACAGCCAGUCCUCAGUGCCAGAAGACAGACUUUUCUGAGAGUCCCACUCCUGAGAUGUUCAGCUGGGGCCCGGAACUGAGCACAGUGAGACUGGACCCCAAGCUGUAUGAGGACAGCCGGACUGACUUCUACAGCCUGUGCUCCAGCGUCUCCCCAGCCAGCCACCUGAGUGAUAGCUCAGAGAGCACGGCUUCCCAGCAAGGGGGUCCCCUGCAGGCUUGGGGGCAGCAGGGCUGGCCCAAGGCCCAACCUAGCUCCACACUGGAAGCCUUGGCUCCUCACCCACCACUGGCCUUUGAGAAUGGCAGCUCUGAUGAGGAAUACUAUGACGCAGCUGAUAAGCUCACACCCCUGGACACCCUCUCAGGGCCCAGAGCUGUUUCUGCUCUAGAACCCAGUGCCACAAGCUUGCAGAGUAAGGCCAGCACUUGCAACCCUGAGGACAGCCUGAAUCCUGGGCCAGAUGGACAAGAGCCAAGCAGAAGAGGAGGGAAGAAGAAGUAUGCCAAGACCCUGAGGAAAAGAAGGUCUUUCCUACAAACUGACUACACCUCACAGGUCUCAUUUCCCCUGAUGCCUUCAGCCUCCCUGGAGAGCGUGGACGAUGUAUGCUACUAUGACAGGGAGCCCUACCUGGCUCUUGGUGCACCCUCACCAACUGUGUCCUCCCUGCAGAACAUGCAGGGCGAGCCCAGCCUCCUGGAGACCAAGGCCCUGGGACUGCUGGCUCCCCUGAGGGAGGCCAAGAGCAAAAACCCAGCCUCUAGGGUCAUGGAGAUGGAGCCGGAGACCAUGGAAACCAAGUCGGUCAUUGACUCUCGGGUGUCUUCUAUUUCUGCCAUUCGCCUGCGGAUCGACCCCAAUCAUAAAGAAAAUUCUGGGGUUGCCCCUUUGACUGCCCCUGUCGCAAAUUCCCCAGCAAGCACCCCUCACUGUUCCAACCCAGGUUCAUCUGGCCCAGAUACUGCCCAGGCAGGACCUUCCCAAACCUUAUCUGCAUUUCAAGACCCGGAUGGCAGUGCCCCCAAAGAAGUGACCAUGGAGCUUGGGGAUAGCACUUCCCUCUUCAGUACUGAUCCUACCCAAGACAGGGUAUGCCUGGCCAUCAGCUCAGGCCCACAUAAUGUCUCUCAGGAAGACACACUAGAGCUUGGAGCAGUCCAUUUGGAAACAGGAUUGGGAUCUUUGUUUAUAAAUCAUAUGCAAGAAACUGCCCCCAAAUACACAGAACCUUUGUUGUCUCCUGGAGACCAGCCCGGAAGUGGUGAAUGUGGAAUAAAUUCACAAGAGAAGAUGGCUUCUUUCCCUACAAAGGAGGAACAGCAAGGACAAAUAUCUUUGGAAAGUGACAGAAAAGUUACAGACAAAAAUGGCAUCAAUUUAUUUCAGGAGGAUUCCGGGAAGGAUUCAGGUGACCCCAGUGGUGACCUGUCAGAUGCUGUUCCACAGGCUCUUGGUGUUACGGCUCCAGCUGGUAUAAUAAUAGCCUCCCUCUCCUUGGAGGCUCCUGUAACAGGGACUGAGCAGACCCCAGCACAACCCCCCAGGGCUCCUCAAAGACAAAGCAGAGACACUCCAGGCCAAGCCUGCCAGACCCAAGAACAAAAAUUAUUGGCAGAGUUGGAUUUAGAUACUGAUUUCUUGCUGGGGGACCAGACCAUUCCAUCAGCCUUCCCUCCAGAAGGGGUCAAGGCAGAGCUGCUUAACCAUGUGAUAGGGGAAGACACAGCCCCUACAGACACUGCUUCACAGGUCUGUUUUAAUCCAGGGCCUUCCCUGCCAAAUCCACUACUGUGUCCCAAAGAGGAGCCCUACUUAGAGAGUUCAAACCACUGUUCAGUGUCAGAAAGAAAAGGCAAAAACCCUAGCAUCUGCCUUCCUGCUGAGAAGUCUUCCCUGUGUUUUGCCCCAGGAAACCAUCCUGAUGUUUCUGCCAGGCCCAGGAUGGCCAUGUCUCUGGGUUUUGCAGGCAUGAAUGAGGCCGUGGCACCCAGGAUUGGAAUGGAGCAAUGUAGCUGCCAAUUCUCCUAUGCUACAUGUUUUCGUGGCCCACAGCCUGAGAUGGAGGAAGAAGACAGGGACUCAGAAGCACACUCCAUGGCUCCCCUCACCUCCCCACCUUCUGCAGGAAGUCCACUGGCCCUGCCCUGGAGGCCUGCCCGGGCCCACAGCUGCAGCACCGAACCUCUGUGGAGGAAAAGCCACAUCUGGCCCGAGUACUGCUCCAGGGCACUGAGACAGCUGAAAGCUGCACCUACUAGUGCCUCUGAGGGCUUCAUCCAACUCACGGAGAGCUUACUCGAGCUACAAGACAUUUUAGAAGCUUCCUGGGGGGAUGGGAACAAACACCCGCCAGACAAGUGCACCUGGCACUUUUCUGAAAGCCGGAGCCGCCUCUGCAUGGGCUCCCAGAAGCUCCUGUCCAGCUGUCAGCACGUGAUCAGAAUGGACCAGUCCCCCGAAGAGAUGCAGGGCGCUGUGCGUGAUACCUUCCAGCAUCUGGUCCAGCUGGCUGGCCUGUGCUUCCAGCUCACGGACUGCAGCCGCUGCUCCGCCCGGCACAGGGAGGCAGCUGGGAACCUGAGGGACGUGGUGUACACCUACUGCCAGUUUGUGGAGGCCGCUAAGCUGACCUGUGAGAGAGGCUACCACAACCUGAGUGUGAAACUCUUGGCCCAUCAGUGCACGGCCCUCACAGCCUCUGUGUUCUGUUUGACCCAUAAAUUCCGGGCAUCCACUGCCCUGUGAGCAGGCCAACUGCCCAGGGCACCCUGCCCUGCCCUGGACAUUCCCUGAGAAGCCCCCUUCAUUCCCUCACCUCCCCCUUCAAAUGUUUACUAUUUAGAGUAUUCAAUAAACUGCUGCUUAUUCUUG